CGCCACCAGCAGCUGGAGCCGGGCGGAAUGGAGAGGAAAGAGCAGCGGGGCGGAGGGCGGCGGACCGACGCCCACCAGGACCCGUGCGAGGGCGAACCCGGGGGCGCGGUGGUGCAGCGAACGCAAGUGGUGCUCCUGGCCGGCGAGCCGUGGGGGGCCGAGAGCGGCCAGCAGGUCCUCAGCUCCUUCGCGCACCACGUGCUGCCCACAACGGGUGGCGGCUCCCAAGAGGCCCCUGGUGCCGAGCCCACCGAGAAGGCUCAGCAGCAGCAGCAGCAACAGCAGCAGCUAGGCACUCAGUCGCCGCCCUGCACUUCCUCGGUCGCGCCGUCGGGGCAGCUGACUUUCUUCCUGUGCCGGGCGGCGUCGCUGCGGGAGCGGGCGGCGCGGCUGCGGGAGGUACUGCAGGGCGUGCGGGACCAGAGCCGCGGCUCGCCGGCCGCCCUGGUGGGCGUGAUUGUGCAGCCGCGACCCGAGGAGGAGUACGAAGCCCUGAGUCGCCUCGAGGAGCUGCUCCGCGAGGUCUUCGAAGUCGAGGGCACCUGCUCUAUGGAGAUCCACACGGCCGUCUUCGCUCCUGGCCGGCCCGACGGCGCCCUCGAGCUCCGGCGCAUCAAGGGCCGCGUCGCCACCAAGCGAACGCUGAGCGAAACUUGGACAGACAAAUCAAGGUUUAUUCAGUUGUUGGGAGCUGCGCUGUCUUUCGGAACAAUGGCCUACGGGGGCUAUUACUUCUACCAUCACCCGCCAAUGUAAAGCCUUCUACUCUGCCAGGACUUCUCCCUCCUUACCUGGUUAAGGUGCGUAUCAAGGGGGAGGAGGCAUCUCUGUAGGAACCUGGGGUGAUGAUCUUCUGCUCCCAGGGUUAGCACAGGCAUAGCCAGGGGGGCAGCUGCCCUCCCUAAAUCAAGUAAAUAAAUAAAAAUAGGAAUAAUCAGAAUAAUUGAAAUUGAAAUUCUCGCUGAGGUCAUUUGGAUGAUGUUGCGGCACAUUCUAGCGACUCAACUGGCAAUCCGACUGAACGAUAGGCGUAGUUCCGCAAACUGACCAAUCACAUUGCGGGUAGCUCUGUUCUGGAAGUUUCUCAUAGUUUCCAGCAUUUUCUCCUGAGAAGGUGCACCUGCAGGGCCUGUCUAGUUUCUAAACAACUGGAAGGUUCCCACAGGCUAUUUAUACCCCCUAAAUUAAAUCCUGGCUACACCCAUGAGGGUUUGAGCUAAUUAAUAAUAAUAAUAAUAAUACAGUAAUAAUAAUUUA
Molecule: messenger RNA, 1257 nt
Organism: Podarcis muralis (Common wall lizard)
Lineage: Eukaryota; Metazoa; Chordata; Lepidosauria; Squamata; Lacertidae
Source: RefSeq, a predicted model, not a curated record